Habropoda laboriosa is the source of this 217-nucleotide messenger RNA. It is a transcript of the gene ATPsynE, whose product is annotated as ATP synthase subunit e, mitochondrial. The record is from RefSeq and is a predicted model, not a curated record. Gene Ontology annotation, biological process: proton motive force-driven ATP synthesis. Gene Ontology annotation, molecular function: proton transmembrane transporter activity. Lineage: Eukaryota; Metazoa; Arthropoda; Insecta; Hymenoptera; Apidae. The transcript is spliced from 2 exons. Bases 32 to 217 code for a protein of 61 amino acids.
UCAUAUUCUUAUUCCCUAGUACACUGGCAAAAUGUCGUCCGUCGAAGCAGGUCCACGACCCGUGCAAGUAUCUCCUUUAAUUAGAUUUAGUCGAUGGAGUUUUCUGCUAGUUGGAGUUCUUUAUGGAUCUUACCGUCAGGUAAAAUUAAGUAAAAAGGAGAAUGCUCGUCGUGAACAAGAACUUCGAGAGAAACCCAUAAGAGAUGCUGAUUUGUGA